Ostrea edulis (European flat oyster) is the source of this 2308-nucleotide messenger RNA. RefSeq lists its product as uncharacterized. Bases 111 to 1844 code for a protein of 577 amino acids. Lineage: Eukaryota; Metazoa; Mollusca; Bivalvia; Ostreida; Ostreidae. Gene Ontology annotation, molecular function: protein binding; ubiquitin-protein transferase activity; zinc ion binding. The transcript is spliced from 2 exons. Gene Ontology annotation, cellular component: chromatin; nucleoplasm. Gene Ontology annotation, biological process: positive regulation of DNA-templated transcription. The record is from RefSeq and is a predicted model, not a curated record.
AACAAGGAAGUAAAUUACAAAUCUCGUCAAGUCUCAUUUAAAUCUCACUGCUACAUUCCAAAGUCCCUUGAAAUGGAAGCAUUGUCAUUUUGAGGUCAACCACAGAUAUUAUGGCACUUUCAAAACUGAACCUAGGUUUAGGUACACCCCAGCACUUCUUGGAGUGCGGCAUUGAAGAUUGUGAGAAGAAUUGUGAAUUUUACUGCAACCCUUGCCAUCAGCAGAUGUGUAAACAAUGCCGAGAGAAACAUCUGAAGAAUCCAGAAUACAAGAACCAUGAAGUGGUCCUCUAUCAACAACGCAAACAGCAACUUCCUGUGGAAAAGUGCAAGACCCACCCAACUAAAGAUAUUGACAUCUUCUGUAAGGAAUGCAAAGUUCCAAUAUGUUCAAAAUGUGCCACAUUGGAGAGUCAUUCUGGCCAUAAAUUUAUAGAUUUAGAGACAAUCUAUGCAGAGAAGUUAUUACUUUGUCAAGAGGAAGUCUUCAAAGUCCAUCAAUAUUUCCUUCCCACAUCACAAGACUUAAAGGAAGAAAUAAAAGGAGAUGCUGCGGAAGUGAAGAUGAUCAUGAACAGCAUAAGAACAACCAUGAAGGCUGAUGCAGAGUCUCUGAAAAACAUGGUGGACACAGUGGUGUCAGAAAAUAUAGAACUAGUAAACAAAAUAGAAGAAUCGUUGUUAGAAGAGACAAGUAGCCAGGAUGAUACGAUUAACGACUACAUUGCCUAUCUCCAUGAUUUUGUCAAAGAGUUCCAUGGCUUCUUAUCUUCUCCGAAGAUCACGGCCUUAAUUCCGAAACUUUUUGAGAAGAACCUGAAAAUCCGAUCCAUACCAGAGACAACAAAACCAGUUACACCAGUGUUUACUACUGGUCAUUACAGUAAAGAAGAUGUUGUCAAAUUACUAGGGAAAGUAGAAAUUAAAGAUACCAAACCGGAGAAAAGAAAAAGAAAACCCAUGGAAGUGUCUGCUCCUUCAAUAGCACUGAAAUCUAAGAGUAAACAGAGGAAACAAGACAGAGAAAAGAAAUCUGAUAUGAAACAAACUAUGUCUCUAUCUCCCACUGUCACCAAGGUCAGGGAGUUCAAGGUAUCAGGAAACUGGGGAGGUUUAUUACAUAUAUCACUAGAUAAAUCAGGCAGACUCUGGGCCAGUGACUGGGAUCAACUUGUCCAAACAGAUCUACAGGGGAAUCAGCUACAGAAGAUAAAAAACUAUGGUGAAUUUGGGUACCACACAGUCACACAGGAUGGAGUUCUGAUCUUAGCAGACGGAGCAAAUAAAGUCAUCAGUAGGUUAAAACAGGAUAAUACUAUCACAGAAUUCAUUAAAACAGGAGACUGGACACCAGACAGUCUACACUCCUCCCACAUCAAUGGAGACAUACUGGUGGGAAUGAGGAAGGGUGGAAAGGCUAAAGUCACCCGAUACAACAAGACAGGAAAAGAACUACAGAACAUACAGUGGGAUAACAAAGGACAGGAGCUGUAUAGUUAUCCACGCUAUAUCACAGAAAAUAUAAAUAGAGAUAUCUGUACAUCAGACUCUGAUGAAAAUGGGAUAGUGGUGGUAAAUAGAUCAGGACAACACAGGUUCUCCUACAAGGGUCAGAAGUCAGGGUUCUCUCCCUGGGGAAUCUGUACUGAUGUCCUCGGUCACAUCCUGGUGUGUGAUGACACUGACAAAUGUGUUCAUUUUCUUGAUCAGGAUGGUCAGUUCUUGUCUUUACUACUCACAGAACAACAAGAAGUAAAAUAUCCCUAUAGUGUGUGUGUGGAUGGUGAGAACAAUCUUUAUGUAGGGGAAUUGUACGAAGUGGCAGUGUACAAGUAUCUUCAGUGAAUCCUCUUAUUCUCAAUCAACACACUGCCUCAUAUAUUUCACAACUUCUGACUAUAAAUAUAUUUUACGAAUUUGAUUAAAUGAAUAAGACUAUUUUACUAGAAAGUAGACUGUAUGGAAUAACCUGCAGUUAACAUACCACGUUGAUGUUUAUAUUUUGUAAGAUUAAAUGUAUAAUUUACGAUCACUCAUAUGGCCUAACUAUUAAGAAUAUAGUUUAGAAUGGUUUAAAACAUUUUUAUUGGGAUUAUAAAUUGUGCAGAAGUUUGCAUUGGAUGAUUGUAGGUGCUUUUUACUGUUCUACUAUACAAAAUUUAUUCUUUUAUGCUUCAUAAACAACCUGUCUGUUGCAUAACGAGAUAAAGAUUUUUUCCCCAUUUCUUACAUAAUGUAUUCAUCCUUUUUCACAACGCCUGGUAUUUUAAUAACAUGAAUAUUCUAAUAAAAUUGUAUGUUUACCCAAA